GAGAACGUAACGCGUGAGUAACGUACUCUUUGACUUAAGAUAACAAUAGUAUUUAAAAACAUACCUAGAUACAGUAGUAUUUAAGUCUUAUAUUUAUUGUACUUUUUUCCAAAACAGUCUUCUUUACGCUUCUGUCCUGGACUGACGUGUAUCGAAAUGUAUAAGUUUGUUAUUUUGUGCUCUAUUUUUAUUGCUGCAUCUCACGCAGAUGUCGUACAGACUCCAACUAAAAGAGAAACCAGAGCGUCUCUGAAACCACUAUCAGUAUGCUGCGAUAUCCCAGAGUUGGCUGAUGAGAGGCAAUUAUCGAAAUGUUCACCUAAACCUCCUGGCCCGUGUGAAGAUGUCCAAUGCAUCUUCGAAGCGUCAGGCUUCUUGACAGACAAGAAUACCCUGAAUAAGGCUGCAUACAGAAGCCAUUUGCAGAAAUGGGAGAAGAGCAAUCCAGGCUGGACUGAUGCCAUUUAUAAAGCCAUUACUGAUUGUGUCGACAAUGACCCAAGACAGCAUCUUGAUGUAGCUUGCAAAGCCUAUGAUGUGUUUACUUGUACUGGUAUCGCUAUGUUGAAGAAAUGUCCUGAAACAGCGUGGAAGUGUUAGAACUGACUUAGUUUUAUGUACUGAGUUACCAUUUUCACUGUAUUUUAAGUAUCACCAAUUAUCUUAAUUUUUUUGCAUUGUAUGCAUUCAAUAAAAAUACUCUAAGCCCCAA
Molecule: messenger RNA, 712 nt
Organism: Spodoptera frugiperda (fall armyworm)
Lineage: Eukaryota; Metazoa; Arthropoda; Insecta; Lepidoptera; Noctuidae
Exons: 5
Coding region: 157-600 (147 amino acids)
Molecular function (GO): odorant binding
Source: RefSeq, a predicted model, not a curated record